Molecule: messenger RNA, 2477 nt
Organism: Hemiscyllium ocellatum (epaulette shark)
Lineage: Eukaryota; Metazoa; Chordata; Chondrichthyes; Orectolobiformes; Hemiscylliidae
Product: UDP-glucuronosyltransferase 1A1-like
Exons: 5
Coding region: 609-2189 (526 amino acids)
Molecular function (GO): UDP-glycosyltransferase activity
Source: RefSeq, a predicted model, not a curated record
UUUUGUUUUUAGUGAGUUGUGUGCAGUGGUGGGAGCAGUGCCGUGGUUGUGUGGAGCUGGCUAAGAGACUGAACGCAGAGCAAUGCAAUUUCUGAAGCUGUGGGGACGUCUCCCAGUAGGGCUCCAUGUUUUGAUAAUUUUCUUUUCUUAAAUGUGCGGCCAAACCUGUCGCAGGUUGUACAAAGCUGCCGGAGGGCGUUCCUACUUUUGCCUGAUAUUUCUCAACCCCGUUAAAUAUUGACAGGUCUGCUUUGAAUUUAAUCAGGGCUAGGAGAGGAAAACCCUCAUUAAUCAUUAGCCCUUCAGAAGGAAUCGAACCCGGUGUGGCUUUAACUCUUAUCUUGCAAUCCAUUUUACACCUGGUAUAAAAUAACUGAGGUUUUUAUUUUUAAAAAGGCAUUCGGAAUCCUUUGUGAGCACCCACGGUUUAUGAAAUGUGAUACCUGGGAAUUCGAUGGUGUGCAAAUAGUUAAAAACUGAUUAAAACAGCUCAGAGACAGGAACAGUUCCUGUGUACUUUGACUCAUUUGGCAGUGAGUAUAGAUUGAGCCAAAACGUGCUACAGUGAGCCCUGACCUGGCAGGAGAAAGAAGUUUUCAAGUUGUGAAAUGGCUUUAACCUCGGGCAGCUUGUGGGUGCUGGGAUCCCUGCUGUUGCUAUCCACAUGCCAGUGGAGACUGUCUGAAGGUGGAGAGCUGCUGGUGGUGCCCGUGGAUGGGAGUCACUGGCUAAACCUGAAAACCCUGAUGGAUGAACUCGGGAGAAGGGGCCACAAUGUGCUGGUCGUGAUCCCCGAGAUCAAUUUGAAAAUGGGUCCAUCGCCUCACUACACCACCAGGGUAUUCCCAGUGCCCUACAGCAAGGAUGAUUUGCAUAGCCUCAAGCCUGAUAUCGUUACCAACAUGUCUUUCAUCGAAAGAAUCCGCACUGGUUUUGCAAAGACGAUUAGUCUUCGCCAGUUGCUCAUGAAGACCUGUGAGAGCCUGCUGUACAACAAGGAACUGAUGCAGGAGUUGGCGGAGAGGAAAUUUGAUGCUUUGCUGACUGACCCCUUUGUACCAUGUGGCGCCAUCAUUGCGGAGUAUCUGUCCCUGCCCACGAUCAAUCUACUGCGAGGAGUCCCCUGCGGUUUGGACAGUUUAGCCAUGCAGUGUCCCAGACCAUUCUCCUACGUGCCGAGAAUUUUCACCGGGAACACCGACCGAAUGACCUUCCUCCAAAGGACUAAGAACGUGCUGGUUGGUUUAAUGGACCCCCUGCUGUGCUGGUUCAUCUACUCCCCUUUCGAAGAGCUGGCCCAGAGGUUCCUGCAGAAGGACGUGACCCUGAUCCAACUCCUGAGUAACACCUCCAUCUGGCUGAUGCGUUACGACUUCACUUUUGAAUCCCCGAGGCCCCUGAUGCCAAACAUGGUGCUAGUGGGUGGCAUCAACUGCAAGGAGAGGAAACCUUUACCACAGGAAUUUGAAGAGUUUGUGAACAGUUCUGGAGAGCACGGGAUCGUGAUCUUCUCCUUCGGGUCAAUGGUGUCAGAAGUGCCCCGUGAUAUUGCAAAUCGGAUUGCAGCUGCCUUGAGCCGGAUUCCUCAGAAGGUCCUGUGGAGAUACACUGGAGAUCCUCCUGAAACACUGGCACCGAAUACAAAAUUGCUAGAGUGGCUUCCACAGAAUGAUCUGUUGGGACACCCGAAAACACGAGCCUUCCUCACACAUGGAGGAAUGAAUGGACUCUAUGAGGCUAUCUGCAGUGGUGUGCCGUCUGUCAUGUUACCAUUAUUUGGGGAUCAAGGAUAUAAUGUCGUUCAAAUGGUCAACCGUGGUGCUGGGAUUGAGCUAGACAUAGAACAAAUGAGCUCCGAUGAUCUAGUCAACGCGUUAAACAUGGUCAUCAACGAUACCAGAUACAGGGAAACCAUGAUGACAUUGUCUUCACUGCACAAGGACUUCAGCUUGCAUCCUUUGGACCUCUCUGUCUAUUGGGUGGAAUUUGUGAUGCGGCACAAAGGGGCGGAGCAUUUACGAUCUGCGGCUCAUGAGCUGAACUGGAUCCAGUAUCACAGCCUGGACGUGAUCGGCAUGCUCCUGGUCACUGUGCUGGUCUUCGUGUGGAUGCUGGCUAAGUGUUGCUGCUACUGCUGCAGGAGAUGUUUCUGUGGAACACGCAGUCGGAGGAAGAGGAAACCGGAUUAGAGUGCUCGCUAACAAUUCCUGGAAGUGUCUCUGCAAACUGGUGAAGGGGUGAAAUUAUCCAAGUAAAACAAACCUCAGCCUGUGCUUCCCAGUGCAUGUACGUUAGCAGAGAGAGAGAGAGGAUAAUGUGUAUCACUUGUAUUCUGUGCACUCUAAUUCUUUGCUCUUUGUGCCAGACAGGUAUGUCGGGAUUUGAAUGACCUGCAAAUGACUUUCAUGGUUUCAAUUUGAACUUAAAUGUGACGGGGAUUAAUUAAAAAGUUUUUUUUUGUUGAGUAACUGAUUAAA